AUGGUGAUUGCUGGAGACCCGUGGCCAUCGCCAAAGCCCGCUGCCGCUGCGUCAUCGGCGCGCGAAAGGUCACCGCCGGUGUCUGCCUCGGGGAUUGCCAUAAUGAAGCCGCCGGUCCCCCCUGCCCCGAAGCCAGCGCCCCCGCUCGCUGGAGUCUCUGCGCCUCCGACUCCGGACCUCGAGACGUGUGGGGCUCCAACGUCUCCCCUGCCCACCCCGUCGGCCCUUGUUGCUGAGCCGGGCCAUCCUGCUCCUGUCGCAGGACCCGCACCAGAUGCCCCUGGUCCACUGGUUGUCCCUGUGAUUCCUGCGGCGCCGCUUGCCGCUGCCGAUCCUGGUGUUGCGCCGCCCGUGCCUGAGCUCCCUGCGGCACUGCCCGCCGUUGUUGUCCCUGUUGCGACCGACGCGGCUGUUGGUUCGUCGCCGAUGGCGGUGUCCGCCACCACUGGCGGCCAGGGCCCGAAUGUGGCGCCAGCGGGGGCCGUCCAGCCGACGCUUGUUGCUGCAUCUGCGGGUCAUCAGCAGGGCCAACGCUCCUCUCGCCCGCAUUCUCCUGCGCCCCGUGAGGAGCGGGAGUCGUCACGACGCCGCCGUGAUUCCCCCCGGCGUAACCGCUCACAGGCGUACUGGCAUGCACAACAUGGCGGUCAUGGGGGAUGGGCGGGAGGUCGCGGUUACGGCGGCGGCUCGGCGUAUGUUCAGACGAUCUCACUGGCGGAUGUGCAGCGUCUUGUCUCAGCGGGGAUACGCGAGGAGAGGGCGGUGCAGCGCCGUGCUCCUGCUCCAGCCGCCCCUCCUCCGGCCGUUCCUCCCGUGGCUGCGGCUCCGCCCCGUCAGGCUGUUGCUCCCGUUCCUCUUGCUCCUGCUCCGGCUCCCUCCGUCCAUGCCGCGUCUGCUGCCGCACGAGAUCGUCGCUUGCGGCUACCAAGGGUUCCCCCGGUGGCGGGACUGGAAUUUGUGACUGCGGCAGGGGGAGCGGUGACGGCACAGUACCCGCCUCUGCUGCCUGCUGAUCCAGCACCCCCAUCUGCUCUUGAUGCACCGAUACUCCCGACCUUGCCUGGGCCCCCUCGCAUGGCUGAGGUCCUGGAAGCGAGCCUGGCGCAGUUGUGGCGGCUCUGUGAGGCUCUUCGCGUCGUUCACCUGAUCCAGGUGUACGGUCAUGCUGCUCUGUUCCAAGGGAAUUCCCUGGACGGAGGCCCUCGGGACGAGUGCCUCGAUGCGGCGGAUCGGCAGGAUUUGCGACGGUCAUCCUGGCGCGACACCAGGAUCCUACCAAAGAAUAAUCUAGAGCUCCAGCUUGGUACGGCUGUCCGUGGGUUGAAGCGGGUCCUGCGCGCAGGUACUGGAGACGAAGUGAUCGGCGCAAGCGCGGCUGUGGUGCGGGAGCUUCACCGCUCUCAGACUGGGCUCCUUGCAGUUCAUGACGCGGAUCAAUUCUAG
Molecule: messenger RNA, 1443 nt
Organism: Closterium sp. Naga37s-1
Lineage: Eukaryota; Viridiplantae; Streptophyta; Zygnematophyceae; Desmidiales; Closteriaceae
Source: the annotation of a GenBank genome assembly